GGACACGUUAUCCUUCCGGGCAGUUUCGGUCUUGGAGUCGGACUGUGGACUAGGUGGACUCGUCGUCAUCUUCAUUUCGUUCUAAAUUCAGUGUCGGUCAUGUCGUUCGGAUAACGCCGUCGUACCGUUUACGUGGUUUAGCGGUAUCGACUGCGUAUCUACGAUGCGUGUUCCUUAGCUUCGGUGAACAUUUGGAAGAUUCGGCGUGUUGUGAUGUGCCUCGGUGUGCUCUGACAUUCAUCCAGAAAAAAAAACGUUUGUGCGAUCGCCGGUGCAAUGUCGUCACGGACUUUCAGCUCGCGUACGCCGCUAGCUUUUUCACUGAUAGUCAUCUUACUACUUAUCGACCCAGCACACUCGUGGGGAGGGAAGAAAGUCAAACUCAAGGACGUUGAAGUGCUCACACUGAGACAGGGCCAGUACACAACAGGCCGCAGGUCGAGCCCUGUGCCCCAGCUGACAUGCCUCGGCGGCAGUGCGGGCUGCCAAAAUGCGCCUGCCGUUGUUCAAUGCUACAACCGAGGCAGUGACGGCUACAGCACUCAGUGGGAGUGCAAGGCUGACAUGAGCAAGUCUCAAAAGUUUGGAACAGUCGAAGUGACAUGCGAAGGCUAUGAUUAUGCCGACGACGAGUACAUCUUGGCAGGAUCAUGUGGUCUAGAGUACCGAUUGGAGAAGACUGGAUAUACUGCUGGCUCAACAUAUGACUCGUAUAAGCACUCAACGUACACCCAUGGUUCCAAGUCUGGUUCGGCCUUUCAAAUGAUCCUCUUCCUUGCCAUUGCCGCAUUUAUCAUCUUCACCAUCUACCGGACAUGCCUUGCUCCGGGGCAGUUGAACGAUGCCCCUCCGUCCUACGACGACGGCCCCCCGCCCGACUAUCCAGGCCCGCCGAGAGGAGGCUUCUUUGGUGGUGGCGGUGGCGGAGGUGGCGGCAUGCCCCCACCUCCAGGCUUCAGAUCACAGUAUCAAACGGAUGCCAGUUGUGGCACAGCUCGUGCCCCCGGUGCCGCUGGUGGCAUAGGAGGUGGUGGUUUCUGGACUGGGGCGGCCGCAGGUGGCCUGCUGGGAUAUCUCUUGGGAAACACCAAUAAUGCUGGCUACAGUACUGGGUAUGGCUACCCUAGGGAAGGAACGUUUCGCCCGUCUUCCUCGUUCAGCACAUCAUCGUUUGGCGGUGCUUCAACGUCGAGUGAAACACAUACAUCCUCUGGUUUCGGAGGCACACGCCGAAGGUAGUCAAAACGGCCGCCGACCAAAAUUCUGACGCACACCUUCAUCAAGCACCGACCUCACCACUGUGAUCACCCAAAAUCUCGUCAUUGAAAUAAAAUUACUCUACCUUUC
This is a messenger RNA of Rhipicephalus sanguineus (brown dog tick), 1347 nucleotides long. RefSeq names its product store-operated calcium entry-associated regulatory factor. The transcript has 8 exons. Gene Ontology annotation, biological process: regulation of store-operated calcium entry. Lineage: Eukaryota; Metazoa; Arthropoda; Arachnida; Ixodida; Ixodidae. Bases 277 to 1239 code for a protein of 320 amino acids. Gene Ontology annotation, cellular component: endoplasmic reticulum membrane. The record is from RefSeq and is a predicted model, not a curated record.